UUGAACUUAAAAGUAACGAUCCAUAAUACAAAAGUCGAUGCUUUUAUUUUUAACAUCUAUGUCGGAAGCAGUGGUUCGGACCCCCUUCACGUCGCUCUGCUAGCGCAGAGCCAUUUAUACUAAGCUAACGGUUUAGCACAGCUGACCUCCGUCUUUACGGGGUUUAUUUCCCGGGUUAGUUGUAGUACGACAGUUAGCUUCAAGAUGGCUUUGUUGACGCCAUUAUUCGCUUUUCUGUACCAUCUACCGCAGGUGUACAAGUGGCUACUGAAGCCGUAUUAUGUAGCAUCCCUCUUCAUGUCUAUAGCAUUUCUAGCUGUCCGCAAAACGCCCGGCAUCUGUGACCGUCUGGCCACACAGCGAGAAGACGGCAACUCCUGCGACUUCGACUGGAGAGAGGUGGAGAUCCUCAUGUUCCUCAGUGCCAUCGUGAUGAUGAAGAACCGCCGGGCGAUAACUGUGGAGCAACAUGUGGGCAACAUCAUCCUGUUCAGCAAAGUGGCCAAUGUGAUCCUGUUCUUCAGACUGGACAUCAGGAUGGGGCUGCUCUACCUGACGCUCUGCAUAGUGUUUUUGAUGACCUGUAAGCCUCCUCUGUACAUGGGACCCGAGUACAUCAAAUACUUCAGUGACAAAACUAUUGAUGAUGAACUGGCGAGAGACAGCCGCGUGACGUGGAUCGUCGAGUUUUUUGCCAACUGGUCUCCAGAGUGCCAGUCCUUCGCGUCUGUGUACGCUGAUCUCUCUCUCAAGUAUAACUGUGCUGGCCUAAAGUUUGGCAAAGUGGACAUUGGACGCUAUGGAGAGGUUUCCAAAAAGUACAAGGUGUCAGCAUCUCCACUCUCCAAGCAGCUUCCAUCUUUGGUGCUGUUCCAAGGAGGGAAGGAAGUUAUGCGGCGCCCUCAGGUGGACAAGAAGGGCAGGGCUGUGUCGUGGAGCUUCACUGAGGAGAACAUCAUCCGAGAGUUCAAUCUGAACGAACUCUACCAGAAAUCCAAGAAGCUCAGCAAGACCAGAGGAGACAAGGUCAGCCAAUCCCAGUUCCCCCCAGUGCCCGAGGAGGAGGAACCAGAGCAGCAGGGAGCUGAAGCCCAGGGGGCGGAGUCUGAAUCCAAGAAGGACAAAUAGGACCAUUUGUAUUACUCACACUGGACUUGUUAAUGGAAUCUGUGGGUCCACUGUGGGUCAGCUAGCUCCUCCUCCACCAUUGUCUUCAUGCUCCUCUUCAGAGUGUUCUGUUUGUUUACUUGUGAAUCAGGCCCCGCCCCCUUUCCCUGAACAUCCCUAAUAUGUAAUUUAGCAGAGUAUCAAAGCAGACUGCACGCACUCAGUGGUGCCACUGCAGUAAACCAUCCCAGUUCUCUUUGUGUGAAGAAAGUAAAGAACCAGAGGUCACUCUGUGGUGGAGGAGCUUGGCUGGUGGGAGCUGAUGAUGUAAUUCAGACAUGCAUCUAAGAGACGUCCAACACAGGAGCAGUACAUGUUACAGUUUUAUGGUACUAAUGACUUAUUUUAAUCUUUAAUAAUUUAAAUGCAGUUAGUUAGUUACUGAUGUGGACCAAUCAGCAGCUUUGUCCGUCACACACAUUCCAUCAGCUUCUGUUUAGUUUUCUGCUUUUAUUGUUUUCACCUGCUGACCAUGACUGUGUGCAGUUCCCAGUCAGCUGUUUCUUUCUUUGGACACACCUUACAGACCCUGACUGGCAGCAGUUAGUAGUCAGGUUGAUUUAAAGUAGCGGUGAGUCAGUGAUCCUAUGCCUCACCCCAGUUUCUCACCUGGUCUCCAGUCUGCUGUGUAUGACCAGUGUUCUACAGUUGCCUUUAACAGAUGGUGUAAAACACGUCGUAGUCCGGGUGUAACUCCCUACCUGACGAGCCCACCUUUGGUUUUAGUUUGCAUUUACAGUUUUAUGAAGUCAAAGGACUUUUUUCUUAAACUUGACUAAAUGCAUGUGUAAGUUUACAUUUUAAAGUUUCAAUGAAUAAUCUGAUAGACUAAAUAAUACAUCAAAUAAUUGCUGACUUGGGAUCAGUGAGGUAGUUUCAGGCUUCUCGGCUGUGCUUGGUUCCCGUUUGUGCAGAAACAUGAAAAUGAGGCAUUGAUGUAGAAUCCUGUGUGAACUGCAGUAACCCCCUAAGAACCAUGCAGCAGCAAUAAGAGGCUUGCAGCAGUGUGGCAGCACUGUUUGCUGCUCUAACACCAGGACACCGGGCGGUGCACACGAACACAGCUCACUGCUGACACUGACCUGAGCAGUGAGCUUCCAUCUCAGCACUGCUGUAGACUAUAAGUAGCUGAUGAUUGAACCACUGCAAAGAAAGUAGCAGAGUCAAGCUAAAGUUUGGGGUUCGUUCAACAGGAGUUUCAUUUCUUUCUUCCUCCUUCAUUGUGUUAUUUGUGUGUAGUUGCCAUUGAAUGUAGGUUUAUAAACCCUGCUGUGUUUUAUCCACCCAUCAUUGAAUUUUACUUUCAAACAGAGAAGGCUUCGGUUUCUGUCUUAACAUGUAAUUGAUGACUUAAACAUUCUGAUAAACGAAGAGCCAUGUGAUAAGUCUGUGGAGAGCCUCAAAUACAUUUUCUUUUCUAAAAACAAAAAUCUAAUAAUGAUCAAUAAUUGGGAUGCUCCAUGGAGGGGAGAGUCACUUGUUUGGCCAGUCUCAUCCGUGAGGAAAGUGUGGAUUAUAUCCAUCUUGUCCACAAACUUCAUAUCUACGGGUCUCAGCGGGGGUGUUGAGCCCCGAGUUGAGAAACUGCACACAGUGACUAACAGAGUGUGGAAACACAGCUGGUGGAUCCAGGAACCUCUGCACUUCUCACCCAGAUGAUGUCAGAUGUGUCCUACACUUUGAUUGGCCGAGCCCUGGACUCCAUGGUGAUAAAAUGAGCGUGUUUCCGCAGACUGAGGAUCAUCUGGGUUACCAACAUCGCUGCAUUCAUGUCUUUGUUACAAACCUUGUUAUUUGUUACAUAGUGAACCAAUUUUUUGACACGUUUGAUGUUUUUCCUUUUUUACAUUCAGUAAGCACACUGUAGUUUUACAGACGUUCGUUCCUGAUUCAACCUGUUGUUACAAAACCUGCUUGGUUUAUGAUACAUGUCCAUGUUUCAUCUCUGUGGCGUGUUACAUUUCAUUCAGAAAAGUCUGGCUUGUUUGCUGUUCAUGCAGUAAAGACCAUGUGCACAUGAA
Molecule: messenger RNA, 3188 nt
Organism: Oreochromis aureus
Lineage: Eukaryota; Metazoa; Chordata; Actinopteri; Cichliformes; Cichlidae
Gene: tmx2b
Product: thioredoxin-related transmembrane protein 2b
Exons: 8
Coding region: 205-1128 (307 amino acids)
Biological process (GO): brain development
Cellular component (GO): membrane-bounded organelle
Molecular function (GO): disulfide oxidoreductase activity
Source: RefSeq, a predicted model, not a curated record